Molecule: messenger RNA, 660 nt
Organism: Lottia gigantea (owl limpet)
Lineage: Eukaryota; Metazoa; Mollusca; Gastropoda; Lottiidae
Exons: 1
Source: RefSeq, a predicted model, not a curated record
UUAUCUAGUUGUAUUUUACCUGAUUGUAAUUCUUUAGUUUCAUUGAGUAUAACUUGUUGUUGUGAUCUAGGUGAUAUUAAUUUAUCUAGUUGUAUUUUACCUGAUUGUAAUUCUUUAGUUUCAUUGAGUAUAACUUGUUGUUGUGAUCUAGGUGAUAUUAAUUUAUCUAGUUGUAUUUUACCUGAUUGUAAUUCUUUAGUUUCAUUGAGUAUAACUUGUUGUUGUGAUCUAGGUGAUAUUAAUUUAUCUAGUUGUAUUUUACCUGAUUGUAAUUCUUUAGUUUCAUUGAGUAUAACUUGUUGUUGUGAUCUAGGUGAUAUUAAUUUAUCUAGUUGUAUUUUACCUGAUUGUAAUUCUUUAGUUUCAUUGAGUAUAACUUGUUGUUGUGAUCUAGGUGAUAUUAAUUUAUCUAGUUGUAUUUUACCUGAUUGUAAUUCUUUAGUUUCAUUGAGUAUAACUUGUUGUUGUGAUCUAGGUGAUAUUAAUUUAUCUAGUUGUAUUUUACCUGAUUGUAAUUCUUUAGUUUCAUUGAGUAUAACUUGUUGUUGUGAUCUAGGUGAUAUUAAUUUAUCAGAUGAUCUACGGGCUGAUAACAAUGAAUCAGUACUCUUUCUUUUGACAGUAGACAAACUUCUCUCUUCUCUUUCUAUAGGGAAAUAA